AUGUCCGCAAGAGAUCACUCCAAGCAUCCAGGCCUUCCACAUGAGCAAAAGCCGUCGAUACUCGCUACGGAGGGACUGCACGGCGCGGGAGCUGGCGUGGGACUUGGGGGAGGCAUUGGAGGCUAUGCUAGCAGUGAUGCCAACGUCACUGCCGAGCUGACCGCCAUCUACACAAACAUACAGAAGGUUCUGGAUAUCCGGCACAAGUACAUCAGGUUAUCGCUACAGGGCCCAACCGAUAACCCGAAGGACGAGCCCGGCUGGCGGAUAUACCCCGCUCCGCCGGAGUCAGCAUGGGAUCAAUACAAGUCACGCCUAGGUACGAACGGAAUGAACAGCAUGACGAACAGUGUGGUUCUGGAAAAAGACGGCCAGGACCAGAAAUCUCCGGAGACGCCAUUGAAGCCGCCGAGGAAGCCAGGUUAUGAUAUCGGCGAAGAUUUUAAUAUGGAUGAGCUACUACCGCUCCCUGGACCGGCAGAGAUGACGUACAGAAUGGACCAUCAAAGCGUCUUCCAAGUUUACGAAACUUCGCGGUCUGUAGAGCUGGAAGAACCGAUCGUGCACGUACCCGACAUUCGAGAGUUCUACAUAGACCUUGACACGAUACAGAACGUCUCUUCCGACGGACCAAGCAAAAGCUUCGCUUAUCGCCGCUUGCAGUAUCUAGAGGGGAAGUACAAUCUUUACUAUCUACUGAACGAAUAUCAGGAAAUUGCAGAUAGCAAGAGGGUGCCCCACAGAGACUUCUACAACGUCAGAAAGGUCGACACGCACGUCCAUCACUCCGCCUGCAUGAAUCAGAAGCAUUUACUCCGGUUCAUCAAGUCGAAGAUGAAGAAGUCUCCAGACGAGGUUGUUCUUUUCCGUGAUGGCAAACACCUUACGCUUAGGGAAGUGUUCGAGAGUAUCAACCUGACUGCGUACGAUCUUAGCAUCGAUACGCUUGAUAUGCAUGCUCACACGGAUUCUUUCCACCGCUUUGACAAGUUCAACUUGAAGUAUAACCCGGUCGGCGAGUCUCGCCUUCGAACCAUCUUCCUGAAGACUGACAACUAUAUACACGGUCGUUACCUAGCAGAAAUAACAAAAGAGGUCAUAACUGAUCUAGAGUCGAGUAAGCACCAGAUGGUCGAGUGGCGGAUUUCCAUCUACGGCCGGACAAUGGAUGAGUGGGAUAAGCUAGCGGCAUGGGUGGUUGACAACAAGCUGUUCUCACCCAAUGUUCGCUGGCUGGUCCAAGUGCCGCGCUUAUAUGAUGUAUACAAAUCGACUGGACUCAUGGACAACUUUGAGCAAGUGAUCCGAAAUAUCUUCGAGCCACUUUUCGAGGCCACCCGCGAUCCAUCCAGUCACCCCAAGCUCCAUAUCUUCCUCCAGCGAGUCAUUGGAUUCGACAGCGUUGAUGACGAAAGCAAGGUUGAACGACGGCUCUAUAGAAAAUUUCCGCUGCCGAAGGCCUGGGACACCAAGCAGAACCCACCAUACAGCUACUGGAUCUACUACCUCUUUGCCAACAUCGCCUCUCUCAACUUCUGGCGGAAACAGCGUGGGUUCAACACUUUCCUGCUACGGCCACACUGCGGCGAAGCGGGCGACACAGACCAUCUCGCGGCAGCGGUACUCUGUUGCCACAGUAUCAGCCAUGGCCUGCUGCUGAGAAAGGUGCCACUGCUUCAGUACGUCUUCUAUCUCGAGCAGAUCGGUGUUGCCAUGUCCCCGUUGAGCAACAACGCUCUUUUUCUUGCAUAUGAAAGAAACCCGUUCCUCGCAUACUUCAAGCGAGGGCUCAAUGUUUCGCUCUCCACAGACGACCCAUUGCAAUUCGCUUUCACAAAGGAGCCGCUCAUCGAGGAAUAUUCCGUUGCGGCACAGAUAUACAAGUUGAGCGCUGUCGACAUGUGCGAGCUAGCGAAGCACUCGGUCGUGCAGAGCGGCUUCGAACAUACGGUUAAGCAGCGGUGGCUCGGUCAGAAUUAUCAGCUGCCCGGUGUGGCAGGAAACGACAUGGCGAAGGUGAAUGUGCCGAACAUCAGAGAGGCUUUUCGGCAUGAAACCCUAAUCCAAGAGCUUGCCAUGAUCGAACGCUACACCACCCAAAGCCCAGUCGACAGUUUGUCCGCCAGCAACCUCCAAACGCCUCAUAGCGCGAACCAGCCCGCGCCCACCUCUCCAUCCAUCUCAAUGGUGACCAAUCCCUCCGCCACAAACCCAACUGCAGACGGUGUCUCGCACUUCCCGCACCUCCCGUCAUCGGCAAUCCCCACCGCCAACACCGCCCCCAUGUUCCCUGCCCAAGCCGCCCGGAUACAUCCGUCGGCUUCUACACACGAUCUUACAGGCAUGGCUGGCGCCGCUUCAGCAGGCAUCCCACAGCCCCCGACACGUGACCCGGCCCAGUUCGGCGGCGGUGGCCCACCAGCACGUUCAUCAUCAGUAGUCUUCUCCCCUCCGACAACAGACGGCGAGCCGCGCAUCUUCCCGGGCGUUGUGAGUAGGCGUCGCACGAGCAGCAUCCAGAGGCCGGGGAGCAGAGAGUAUUCGGAGAAGGAGGUCGAUGCUGCGGGAGCGUUUGGCGGGUGGUCGGGCGCGGGUGCGACACCCGGGGGUGCGUGGUCUGGUUUUAGGAAGGGUGGAGUUGGUGCAGGCGUGGAUGGGGAUGGUGCGGUUGCUGAGGAGGGGGAGGAGACGCCUUGA
Coniosporium apollinis CBS 100218 is the source of this 2697-nucleotide messenger RNA. RefSeq names its product AMP deaminase. The transcript is spliced from 3 exons. The record is from RefSeq and is a predicted model, not a curated record. Gene Ontology annotation, molecular function: AMP deaminase activity. NCBI's taxonomy places the organism in Eukaryota, Fungi, Ascomycota, Dothideomycetes. Bases 1 to 2697 code for a protein of 898 amino acids. Gene Ontology annotation, biological process: IMP salvage; AMP metabolic process. Gene Ontology annotation, cellular component: cytosol.